Messenger RNA from Danio rerio (zebrafish), 1052 nucleotides. RefSeq names its product growth associated protein 43 (gene gap43). Gene Ontology annotation, cellular component: plasma membrane; synapse; filopodium membrane. Gene Ontology annotation, molecular function: calmodulin binding. Gene Ontology annotation, biological process: regulation of growth. NCBI's taxonomy places the organism in Eukaryota, Metazoa, Chordata, Actinopteri, Cypriniformes, Danionidae. The record is from RefSeq and is marked validated.
GAGAGAGAGAGAGAGAGAGAGAGAACAGAGGGAGAGAGAAGAAGAAGAAGAAGAAGAAGAGGACUAGAAGAAACUGCGCGAGACGCUGAAAGGAUACGACUAUGCUGUGCUGCAUCAGAAGAACUAAACCGGUUGAGAAGAAUGAAGAGGCCGAUCAGGAGAUCAAGCAGGAUGGAAUCAAACCGGAGGAAAACGCUCACAAGGCGGCCACCAAGAUCCAGGCCAGCUUCCGCGGACACAUCACCCGGAAAAAGAUGAAGGACGGAGAGAAAGAGGAGGAGAACGGAGAAGUGCCGGAGGAGCAGGAGGAGGAGAAACCGACUGACGCCUCCACAGAAACACAGGAGGACCCCAAACCAGAGCAGCCUAACUCCCCAGCAAAUGAAGCCCCGCCCACUGCUGCAGCGGACCCUGCCCCCUCAGACACGCCCGCCAAAGAGGAAGUGAAGGAGCCGCAGCAGGAAGUGGAGAAGCCAAAAGAGGAGGAGCCAAGCUCGGCGGCUGCAGACGAGAAACCUGAAGAAGAAGGCAAUGCACAGAAAGAGGAGAAAGAGGAGGAGAAACCAGCCGACGUGCCUGAAGCUGAGAGCCAGGAGACACACCAAAUAGACAAACCAGACGCUGCUGAGGAAUCCAAACCAGCAGAGGGAGCCGUUUCAGACGCCGGCACAGAGGAGAGUGUUUAACGGAGGACCAGUGCAAUGUAGAAUCCCAGAUGAUCCACAGGCCCGCCGACAGCCUGCUUUAUGUUCGUCCUCUUUUCUGGUGUGGCCUGAUUUCUGCGGUUUGCGGGAGGUUUGGAAGCGUGUGCUGGAGAUCAGGACUCAGACCUCCGUCUUUCUCCAGCGCAGUAAACCUCCUCAUACAUGUGGCUUCUUUUCAUGUCCGUGGUGUUGUUAUGAGCGUUUAAUUGGAGAUAUCGCUGCACUGAUGAUGUUAAAAUCCACAAAAUCCAACAAAAAAGAAAAAGCGCCGGCCUUUCUGUUCCAGUCAGGAGUAAACUCGUGGAAAAUGGUUUCAUGUCUGUUUUCAAAAUAAAGAAAUGUGCCAAU